GAAAAAUCAAAAUGGCGCGAGAACGUGGUCGAAAUACUUCCUAUAUUUCAGCCACAAAAACUUCAAAAAAAUACCUUUAUAUUUUUGUAUCGUUAUUUAUUCCUCUUUUCUGACUAAGAAAAUGUCAGAAUGCUGCAAAGAACUUCUAUCAAUCGUUGAUAAAUACGACUUGGAAAAUCCUGAAUUUGGAAAAGAGGAUGUAACAGAGUUAGUUUCGUUCGUCCUUUCGUGGCCACAACGGCAAUGUAGGUGCAUUUUCCGAGAUCAGCUUCAUUUAGCCCGCCUGGAAGAUCUGCUUCAGAAUCUUUUGAAAUGCGCUAUUGAUCUCAUAUGCGAGCUUCGUGUUCCUGCUGUUGAGGACGAGAAGAAGGACGGAACUGAAACCAGCGAAGAUCAAAACAACGGGAAGAAAAACGAGUGGUCACAACCAGAAAAGGAGAGACUGUUCCUUGCUGUGGGAAAGAUAUUUCAGCUGCCUCUUCCUUUCUAUCAAGUGCGAAAGAUUCAUCUUUUGCGACAGGAAACAACAAGUAAAGACUGCUCCAAAUACUGUGAUGUGAAUGAUGGGGAAGUACCAGAAGCUCUUUUGAUCAAUGUAGCAUACUUCUGUGACCAUGGUGGUUUAUCUGCGAUCAGGGAAGCAUUUCAAGAUGCAGAUCCAACUACAUUGCCAUUUCCAAUUGCCCAUCACCUUAUCAACAUUGUUACUCAGCUUAUGACUGAAUUGUAA
Pocillopora damicornis (cauliflower coral) is the source of this 730-nucleotide messenger RNA. RefSeq names its product ubiquitin carboxyl-terminal hydrolase 34. Gene Ontology annotation, cellular component: nucleus; cytosol. NCBI's taxonomy places the organism in Eukaryota, Metazoa, Cnidaria, Anthozoa, Scleractinia, Pocilloporidae. Gene Ontology annotation, biological process: protein deubiquitination. The record is from RefSeq and is a predicted model, not a curated record. Gene Ontology annotation, molecular function: cysteine-type deubiquitinase activity.